AUGGCCAGGUCUAAUGCUAGGUUGGUCAGGUUUGCGUUCUUUGCACUCCUUCUAGUUCUUUCCGCUUACAUUCUCUCCAAGGGAUCCUCCACUUCGUACUCUGUCUCCAAUGUAACAGGGAGUAACACCACCAGCACCAAUGAGAAGGCUCCUGCGCCGGGCAAGAAGAUCACAGCCAACACAGAUGGCACCUCUUCUGCUCAAGAACAGGCGAAGAAGGCUGGUCAAUCGGGAGAAAAAGUCAAGGCUGCAUUUGUCACUUUGGCUAGAAACUCUGAUGUUUGGGAAAUCUUGGGCUCAAUCAAACAAAUUGAGGAUAGAUUCAACAGAAACUUUGCUUACGACUGGGUCUUCUUGAACGAUGAAGAGUUCUCUGAGGAAUUCAAGAAGGAAACCUCUAGGUUGGUUUCAGGUAAUACCCAUUAUGGUUUAAUUCCUCAAGAACAAUGGUCGUUCCCAAGCUGGAUCGAUACAGAAAAAGCUGCUAAAACCAGAGAAAGAAUGAGACAGGAACAAAUCAUUUACGGAGAUUCCAUCUCUUAUAGACAUAUGUGCAGAUAUGAAUCUGGAUUUUUCUUUAGACAUCCAUUAAUGGAACAAUUUGACUAUUACUGGAGAGUUGAGCCUGGUAUUAAGAUCUACUGUGACAUUGACUAUGAUAUCUUCAAGUAUAUGCAAGACAAUGAUUACGAAUACUCAUAUACCAUUUCCUUGCCGGAAUAUCCUGCUACUAUCCCAACCUUAUGGGAAACUACUAAACAAUUCUUGAAGGAGUACCCUGGCUACUUACACAAGAAUAACUUUAUGGAUUGGAUUUCUGACGACGGUGGUGUCAGCUAUAAUGGCUGCCAUUUCUGGUCUAACUUUGAAAUCGGAAAGCUGGAUUUCUGGAGAAGCGAAGCGUACCUCGCCUACUUUGACUAUUUAGAUCAAGCAGGUGGGUUCUUCUAUGAGAGAUGGGGAGAUGCGCCUAUCCAUUCGAUUGCAGUUGCUCUCUUUAUGGACAAGGAGAAGAUCCAUUUCUUUGACGACUUAGGAUACUACCAUGUUCCUUUCUCGAAUUGUCCAGUCAAUGAGAAAACUAGACUUGAAAAGAAAUGUGCUUGUAAUCCAAAUGAUGACGUCACUUUCAAGAACUACUUCUGCAAUAACAGAUACUACAAAUUGAAAGGUCUCAAGAAACCAGAAGGUUGGGAAAAAUACGGUGAUUGA
Pichia kudriavzevii is the source of this 1212-nucleotide messenger RNA. RefSeq lists its product as uncharacterized. The transcript has a single exon. Gene Ontology annotation, cellular component: membrane; Golgi apparatus. Gene Ontology annotation, biological process: protein O-linked glycosylation; cell wall mannoprotein biosynthetic process; protein N-linked glycosylation. Gene Ontology annotation, molecular function: alpha-1,2-mannosyltransferase activity. The record is from RefSeq and is a predicted model, not a curated record. The coding region runs from base 1 to 1212 and encodes 403 amino acids. Lineage: Eukaryota; Fungi; Ascomycota; Pichiomycetes; Pichiales; Pichiaceae.